AUGAAGCUCGAAAAUUUCCCAAUCGGUUUGCACUUCUUCUACAGGGGUAUAUACAGAGCUGUGGAUGAUCCUUCGACGGAUUCGAUAAUCUCUUGGGGCAAAAACAACAAAAGUUUCAUCAUCUGGAAUGCUGGAGAGUUUCUCGCCAAUAUUCUUACCAAUUGCAGAGCAAUGGUAUGCGACGAUUUCAAAGAGUUUUACUCCAAGCUUAAAGAAUAUGGAUUUGUAAAAAUAAGUGGAGAGCACCGCAUGGAAUUUGGGCACAAAUAUUUUGUGAGAGGUCGACCUGAUCUUUUGAGGAAGAUGCAGGCCAAGUCUCAUGCCAGGUCGAGGCGUAUAUGUUUUGCUGCAAAGCAAGCUAGAGAAAGAAAAUUAGCCAAUGGCUUGGAUCUUUUACGAAUUGGCUGA
Eutrema salsugineum is the source of this 408-nucleotide messenger RNA. Its product is annotated as heat stress transcription factor A-4a. Lineage: Eukaryota; Viridiplantae; Streptophyta; Magnoliopsida; Brassicales; Brassicaceae. Bases 1 to 408 code for a protein of 135 amino acids. Gene Ontology annotation, biological process: regulation of transcription by RNA polymerase II. The record is from RefSeq and is a predicted model, not a curated record. The transcript is spliced from 2 exons. Gene Ontology annotation, molecular function: DNA-binding transcription factor activity; RNA polymerase II cis-regulatory region sequence-specific DNA binding. Gene Ontology annotation, cellular component: nucleus.